Molecule: messenger RNA, 1374 nt
Organism: Phyllostomus discolor (pale spear-nosed bat)
Lineage: Eukaryota; Metazoa; Chordata; Mammalia; Chiroptera; Phyllostomidae
Product: olfactory receptor 11A1-like
Exons: 1
Coding region: 301-1251 (316 amino acids)
Biological process (GO): G protein-coupled receptor signaling pathway
Cellular component (GO): membrane
Molecular function (GO): G protein-coupled receptor activity; olfactory receptor activity
Source: RefSeq, a predicted model, not a curated record
CUCUUUCUGUUUUUUCCACUUCCAGCUGGCAUUGUUCCUGGUGAAGACAAAAACUGGUGGGAGAAGAAGAUGAGGAAGUUGAAGUGGUCACAAGUUCUUAGUCCAAAUUCUUUUGUUUCCCAUCUCAGACCUUGAGAAAACGAUGCCACGUCUGCAUCCAGAUAAAAGGAACUUCCAAACACCUGAGCGGGGCACGAAUACCAUCGACGGCCAGGCCAUGCUCUGGGUGUAAGCUAGAAUCGCCUGCAUUUUGCCUGCUUUGUCGCUGGGUGUUAUGCUCCUCAGGAAGGAAGCCCAGGCAUGGUGGUCCCGCCCUGGUCAAAUCAAACAGCCGUGGUGGAGUUUGUGCUCAGAGGAUUUUCUUCCAUCUGGCAGCUAAAUAUUUUCCUCUUUAUGAUGUUUUUAGUUUUCUUCAUCUUAAUUGUUUCUGGAAACAUCCUCAUCGUUCUGCUAGUUUUGUUCAACUACCACCUCCACACCCCCAUGUACUUCUUCCUGGUGAACUUGUCCUUUCUGGAGAUCUGGUAUACCGCCAACAUCGUCCCCAAGAUGUUGCUGAUUAUCAUAGCUGAACAGAACACCAUCUCUGUGGCUGGGUGCCUGGCACAAUUCUAUUUCUUUGGGUCCCUGGCUGCCACCGAGUGUCUCUUGCUUGCUGUGAUGUCCUACGACCGCUACCUGGCCAUCUGUCAGCCUCUCCACUACCCCAUCCUCAUGACUGGCCCCCUCUGCGCUCGGCUGGUGGCCAGCUCUUGGUUCUGCUGCUUCCUCCUGACAGCAAUCACGAUGGCCCUGCUGUCUCGACUGCCCUUCUGUGGACCCAAUGAAAUCGAUCACUUCUUUUGUGACUUUACUCCUCUCGUUCGUCUCUCCUGCACGGACACCUCACUGACCGAGACCAUUGCUUAUGCCACCUCUUCUGCAGUGACUCUGGUCCCAUUUCUCCUCAUCUCAGCUUCUUACUCCUGCAUUCUUGCUGCUGUCCUAAGAAUCCCAUCUGGCACAGGCCGGCAGAAGGCCUUCUCCACCUGCUCCUCCCACCUCACCUCGGUCACGGUGUUUUACGGGACAUUGAUCGCCACCUACCUUGUGCCCUCAGCCAAUUCACCCCAACUCUUGCGCAAAGGGUCCUCUCUGCUCUACACCAUCCUAACGCCCAUGUUCAAUCCCAUCAUCUACAGCCUGAGAAACAGAGACAUUCACGAAGCCCUGAAGAACUGCUUAAGGAAGAGGCCAGGUUUCCUCAGAUAAAGUAAAAGGGAAGAGUCCUAUUUGCCUGGACAGGUGGCUCAGUUGUUUGGAGCAUCGUCCCAUACACCAAAAGGUUGCAGGCCCGAUACCCAGUCAGAGCACAUAACUAGAUUAUGGGUUCAG